AUUAUUUCGCAAUAGUCCAUGACUUUGAACUUGAAUAUAGAAACAAGAUAAGGAAUUUUGAACGACUUAAGUAGGAGCACCAGUUAGUGCGGUCAGUUAGGAAAUAGCCUGCGUUGGCAUAGGCAGCUGUGAAACGAACAAAAUAUGAAGGGAUUUUUAGCACUCGCCGUAUCGGUUAUAUUGCUGGCCCAUCCAUUGAUUGGGUUGAAAUUACCUUCAUUAAAGACGGACUUAAAGGUUAUUAAACAAGAUUUCAUCCAGCCAGUCGUUCAAGCAGAAAGAGUCGGUCUUGACAAAUGUAAAACUUGCAUCGACUUUGCAGGGCAGGCAUUAAACCAGCUCCUUAACAUUAUCUUACAGGGCGGCGUUAUCGGUGGCUGUGCAGAUUUGUGCAAUGCUCUAGCAUCCAAGACGUCACCGGCGAUUGGAACCGUUUGUAACCUACUGUGUGAUAUCGUCGGCGUUGAAGAAUUUAUCAAAAUUAUACAAAAAGCUGAUCUUGACCCUAUUUAUUAUUGUGAGCUGAUUCCAGUCUGCCCCAUCAACGACAAUGGUGACGCAUCUUUCACUUCAUUUACAGCCACACCAAAAUCCGGACCUCAAGGUACAUUUGCUUUAGACUUUGCUUACACAUCCAAGAACGGUACAGGCACUGGCGAAAUUUCUCUUGAAGUCGACACAGUCGACGGUAUUCCACUGGGUCAAAGUUUCUACCACGCACUAGCCCAAGCAGGUGAUUACAAUGGCGAAUUUCAGUUAAAUGCCAAGCCUGAUCCCAACUGUGAUCCAUCGCAAGGUCCUUGUGAACAAUGGCUGGCUGGAGAUUACACUGUCAAAAUAGCAAUAUGUAACGGAGAAUGCGGCAGCAAACAUCCACACAGCCAGAUCUACGAUGAGACGACAACAACUUUCACCAUCACUCAAUAGAUUAACAUAGUGCAGCAUUGAAUUUUUGCAAUAUACAUACAUCUGCUGUCAAUAUGUUCACAUGUAAAUAAUAAUAAAGUAAAUAAAACAUG
Messenger RNA from Mercenaria mercenaria, 1019 nucleotides. Its product is annotated as countin-1-like. The record is from RefSeq and is a predicted model, not a curated record. The transcript has 7 exons. Lineage: Eukaryota; Metazoa; Mollusca; Bivalvia; Venerida; Veneridae. Bases 145 to 927 code for a protein of 260 amino acids.